Messenger RNA from Diorhabda carinulata, 2652 nucleotides. It is a transcript of the gene hfp, whose product is annotated as poly(U)-binding-splicing factor half pint. NCBI's taxonomy places the organism in Eukaryota, Metazoa, Arthropoda, Insecta, Coleoptera, Chrysomelidae. Gene Ontology annotation, cellular component: precatalytic spliceosome; catalytic step 2 spliceosome. The coding region runs from base 177 to 2231 and encodes 684 amino acids. Gene Ontology annotation, biological process: alternative mRNA splicing, via spliceosome; mRNA splice site recognition; regulation of alternative mRNA splicing, via spliceosome. Gene Ontology annotation, molecular function: RNA binding. The record is from RefSeq and is a predicted model, not a curated record. The transcript is spliced from 11 exons.
AGAGUAGCGUUGUCUUCUGUUGGCAUUAGACAUGAUUGUCACUCAGUGUUCUGAGAAUUACAGUAUGGAGUUAUUUUAAUCUAUACGUAAUAUCGCCAUUUUGUUAUUAACGUAAAGUGUACAAUAAUUUUAUUUUUAAAAAUUUUUCUUUUUUUUUGAUCAAAAUUGAUUACAAAAUGAUGACUUCUUUUCAACAGCAACGCCUCAUGAUGACUACAUCGACUAAAUCCAUUCCAAUAACUCAGAGUGUUAAUGCUCUAGCUCCGUUGUUACCUCCUCCCAGUUUACCUCCAUCAGUUCUACCUCCCAUUCCUCCACCGCCGAUGAUUCCACCAGGCAUCCAGACAUUGGGCAUACCUCCUCCUCCAUUACCUUCAAUGCAGAUAAAUACUGUUGAUACCGUUUCUCAUCAAAUAUCCCUUCCUAUUGAACAAGAAUCAGGAGGGACUCCAGAAAUGGAAUGUGUAAGUAAGCCUAAAACAGAACUUGAUUCCAUGGAUUAUGAACCUCCUGCUCCAGGAACAGAAGAAACACCGGAUAUACCAGUUGAUCCAGCAAGAUUGUGUGCUGGAUACGAGUAUAACUAUGAUUUAACUCAAAUUGGAGAAGUUAUUACAGGUCCUGGCGCUCGUAGCAGUACCAUAGCUGGUAUUCUAGGAGGUUCACUUCCAAAACUAUCUUCUGAAGACGCCGAAGCCGUUAGUAAAGCAAAAAAAUAUGCAAUGGAACAGAGUAUUAGAAUGGUUCUUAUGAAGCAGACCAUUGCAUAUCAACAGCAGCAAGAGGCUAGUCAAAGGAAUCUUAUCCAGAGGCAGCAGGCUCUCGCCCUCAUGUGCAGGGUGUAUGUAGGCAGCAUAAGUUUCGAGUUGAAAGAAGAUACUAUCAGACAGGCUUUUCUACCUUUUGGCCCAAUUAAGUCUAUAAAUAUGUCUUGGGAUCCAGUUACACAAAAACAUAAGGGCUUUGCAUUUGUUGAAUACGAAAUACCAGAGGCAGCACAAUUGGCACUUGAACAGAUGAAUGGUGUCAUGAUUGGUGGUAGAAAUAUUAAAGUUGUCGGAAGACCUAGCAACAUGCCACAGGCACAAAACGUCAUCGAUGAAAUUCAAGAAGAAGCUAAACAAUAUAAUAGAAUUUAUGUAGCAUCCAUACAUCCAGAUUUAGUUGAAGAUGAUAUCAAAAGUGUAUUUGAAGCAUUUGGCCCUAUUAUAUAUUGUAAACUUGCCCAAGGUAGUUCAGGAAACAGACACAAAGGUUAUGGUUUUAUUGAAUAUGAAACUGCCCAGGCUGCAAACGAAGCUAUUGCCAGUAUGAAUUUAUUUGAUUUAGGUGGCCAGUAUCUAAGAGUUGGUAGAGCUAUUACACCUCCUAAUGCAUUAUUGGGACCUUCUUCGGGAUCUAGUGUUUUACCAACAGCAGCCGCAGUUGCUGCAGCAGCUGCAACUGCAAAAAUACAAGCCAUGGAUGCAGUAGCUAGUAAUGUAGCAGCGCUAGGAUUACCUAAUUUAAGCAAAUCUCCAGCUUCUCCAGCAAUAGUGACUCAAUCAGUAGUAAUGCCUGGCAUUACUCAACCUGUUGUAACAAUGCCUACUGUAGUUUCAACAACUGGUAUCCCACCUGCAGUUAUUCCGCCUCCUGGUAUCGCCAUACCACAAAUAACAGCACAGCCUUCUAUUGUUACACCUAUAAUUACUCCACCACAAGUUGUUGUGCCCGCACCAUCAAUAGUCACACCUACAAUCAGUCAACCACCAUCAAUGGAAUCCAUUAAAAAAGUCCAUGAAGCACAACAAAAACAACAAGAGCAAUUGCAGAAAAAAUUGUUAGACCAAAGUGAACCGCAAACCUUACAGCAACAAGAAAAUAUGUCCAUAAAAGGCCAAAAUGCCAGACACUUUGUGAUGCAGAAACUAAUGAGGAAAGUCGACUCUAGGAUUGUUAUUCUCAGAAACAUGGUAGGCCCAGAAGAUGUUGAUGAUAUGUUACAGGAGGAAAUUCAAGAAGAAUGUAGUAAAUUUGGAUCAGUUGAAAGAGUUAUAAUUUAUAAUGAAAAACAGUCUGAAGAAGAUGACGAUUCUGAUGUGAUAGUUAAAAUUUUUGUGGAAUUCACAGAAACUACCGCUAGUGAAAAAGCGAGGGACGCUUUAAAUGGAAGAUAUUUCGGAGGAAGGCUGGUGCAAGCGUCACUAUAUGACCAAACAUUGUUUGAUCAUAGUGAUUUUUCGGGUUAACAUACUGAGAAAUGAUUAAGACAUAUUGUAAAUAAGUGAACUGUAACUUUAAUUUUUAGUUUGAACUAUGAAAACAUAUAUACAUAUUUUAAACUAUUAGCAUGACCUCUUAUUGUUUAUAUUUAUGAGUGAUUGGGUGGCUUGAGGCAGGUGUCACCACCCAUUGAGGACUCACUCUGGGAUUUUCCUAGAAGCAAAAUCCCUCUGAUCUAAGUCUAUGUAAAUGUUUAUCAAUUAGUAGAAUGGAUCGUUUCUACUGAAAUUGUGGAGUGUGUGAAGGGAAUGUCUGGUAAUACGUUAUGAAUAAAUGUAGCUGAUUGUACGUUAAUAUAAACAUUUGUUUAGCCACUCUUUUGUAAAUUAAUUUCUUUACUUGUAACAAUUGUUCGUUUUUAAUAAAGUUUAAAUAUUGAAUUUCAAA